AGCUGUCAAAAAUUUAGCUAGUUGUCUUGUUGCUCUUCACUUCAGUGGUUUCUUUUAUUUACGAAACAAUUAUAGCAUUAGAAAUAAAAUUAUUACUCUUGUACCUGUAAUUGUUAUUAACAUACACCGUGUAACAAUUAAAUUAUUAUUUAGUUUUAGGCAGAAGGCAACAAGUUUGCCUAAAUCAUAUUUCCAAUGCCUAUACAAGCAGAACCCCAGGAAACUAAUGUACGAUCAAAGCGACCUUCAGACUCAGCGUUUAAGCAACAACGCCUUCCUGCUUGGCAACCUGUUCUUACGGCUGGCACUGUUUUGCCCACCUUCUUCAUAAUUGGAAUAGCUUUCAUUCCCAUUGGUAUCGCGCUUACAUACUUUUCCGAUAAGGUAUGUGAACAAAUAAUCGACUAUACGUAUUGUGUAAAGAACGGCGAAACCAACUUAACAUGUGCCGAUUACUUGACUUCAAAUCCAAGUGGUUCUUGUGAAUGUUCAAUCGAUUUCACACUUGAUAAAGAUUUUCAGGGUAAUGUGUACAUGUACUAUGGGCUUACGAACUACUAUCAAAAUCACAGGAGAUAUGUAAAAUCCCGCGAUGACGAUCAGCUUCUGGGCCGCCUCUCACAAAAACCAUCAACAGAUUGUGCACCAUUUGACUAUAAUCUAAGUAGACCGAUUGCUCCAUGUGGAGCUAUCGCAAAUUCAUUAUUCAAUGAUACUCUGGAGCUUAAGUUCGGUACGGAUCAAGUAACACUUCUUAAUACUGGCAUUGCUUGGCCAUCAGAUAAACAGAUCAAAUUCCGAAAUCCUGAAGGAAAUCUCAAAGAUGCGUUGGAAGGAUUUUCAAAACCACUCGCUUGGCAGAAAGAGCUUUGGCAAUUAGAUCCAAACAAUGCAGACAAUAAUGGAUUCCAGAACGAAGAUUUUAUCGUAUGGAUGCGAACUGCCGCUCUACCUAGCUUUAGAAAAUUAUAUCGACGCGUCGACCAUACCAAGCCAUACUUCAUGAAUGGUCUUAAGCGUGGAAAUUACACUCUCAAAGUUACUUAUCAAUAUCCUGUAACGGCUUUUAGUGGUACAAAGAAAAUGAUAUUAUCAACAACAUCACUUAUGGGAGGGAAAAAUCCCUUCUUAGGAGUCACAUACAUUGUAGUUGGUUCCAUAUGUCUGAUUGCUGGAGUUAUUCUUCUCUUCGUUCAUAUCAAAUGUAGCAAAAGUACCACGGAAAUGAUAAACGUCAACCCUAGAACACCAUAUUCUUAAGAUCCACGACGACGCGACGACGACCGACGACGUUGAGAUUUUAUAAGAAAAAAAAAGUCCAAAGAACAGUAGCUAGCAUUUCGUUAACAUCCACAGUUGUAUUAUGUAUUAUUUAUCUUUGUAUUUCGUUCACUCAUUUAAUUUAUGUAAAUGUUUAUCUUAUUAUUUUUGUUUUUUUGUUUUAUCAAAAAAAGAAAACAUACUCUUAUUUUUGUUUCAUAUGGAGCUUAUGUGAUGCCAUUUUAGUUAUGAACAGUGAGGUUCGUCUAAUUGAACGCACUUUAAUUUUUGUUUUCUUUUAAUACAUUGUUAGAUUAAUAAAUGGUAUUGGGAUAAUCACAAUAUUUAAAGGAAGGUUAUAAAAUUAGUUAAAAUAAAAGUAAGACCAGUGAAAGAUGGAAUUUUUAAUCAACUUAAUAAUCGUUAUGUAAUCAUAGAAAAUUAAUUAUGAGGAUAUUGUUGGAAGAAGUUGUUUUCAUAAAAAAAUUUGGUCUUCUAUGAAUUGUUUGAUAUUUAAAAUGUAAUUUUCUUUGUAGUGUUUUUAUUAUUUUUUUCUCAAGAAAUUCCUAUAAGAGAUUUAUAAUCCAUCAUAAAUCAAGGUCUUAGCUCUAAGAACGUAAACUUUUGUACAUUUGUAUUGGAUUAAAGAUUUUAGGGCGUCUUACCUAAUGCAAUGUAGGAUCAUUUAACUGCACAUACACCUCCAAUAAAAGUUUAAAAAUUUAACUGUAAAUCAUAAUUCAGUAUUUCAUUAAAACACAUUUAAUUGAGAAAAAAA
Molecule: messenger RNA, 2038 nt
Organism: Eupeodes corollae
Lineage: Eukaryota; Metazoa; Arthropoda; Insecta; Diptera; Syrphidae
Gene: CDC50
Product: cell cycle control protein 50A
Exons: 7
Coding region: 196-1260 (354 amino acids)
Cellular component (GO): Golgi apparatus; endoplasmic reticulum; plasma membrane
Source: RefSeq, a predicted model, not a curated record